UCCUAAAUCACUACUGCGACUGACUGCUAAGCUUCAUAUAUGGUUCUCGCAAUACCGUCGGGGAACGAAGGUAUCUGUAUAAGGGCAUAUCAAGAUAUUACGAUACUACUUCUAUUUUGAGUGAACAACAAAAACAAAGAGUAUGGAUUCUAUUACGAAUAACUGAAAACAAAAGAUGACCCGCAGAAAACAGUUUCUACUUGCAGUUCCUGUAAGGUCGAUUCCAAAUUGAAAGUGGAUCGGUAACCUCAGCAUGAUAUGAGGUGUGAAACGGGGAUGAAUAAAAACUGCAUCUGUAGGGCCAAAGAACUAAUUCCAACAACAGUAAAAACUUCUUGGAGUUUCUCAGCUGAUAUUGUAAACAUAUGUCGAGGGCUAUAUCACGUGAUACAGAUGUAGCGCAUGCGCUAAUAUCUAUCUGUCAGCCAUAUUGCUUUGUGGUUCUCUUGGAUCCAGUGGUCGAAGGUGCUAAGGUAUUUCCUUGAAAUAUAUUUAAUUAAAAGCCACGUCUUACUCCCUUGUCUUAUUUCUAAACUAAUUAAUAAAGUGCGCUCAUAGUGUGAGGAAUUGCCAUCUUAAAGUGCAGUGGUUUGCGUAGUGAGCCUUUGCACCACCGACCAGAUUGGUUUUCUUCCGUGGCUACUUCUUGCUGCGAUUUGCGAUUCUUGUGGGUAAAAGACAAUUAAAAGUAGAGUGUUAUCGUACGCAGAGUGUACUUUUAGUGUUUAUAGCUUGUGUUGUCUGGUGUCGUGAACUGUGUUACGUGGAAAUUUCGGAGAAAAUGACGGAUUCUCUUAAAUUUGGUCCAGAGUGGUUGCGCAACCUGUCUCAGGAUGGGUGUGCCCAAUCCAGUAUAUCUACUCCUCGGUAUCAGUUAGCUGAACAUCGUUAUGGCCGAGAAGAAAUGCUAGCAUUGUUUGACCGUUUGGUGAAGGCUCCUGAUACAUUAGUUGGUGUACCAGCUUUGUACGUGGAGAAGACCCAGACACCUCUGGCAUUAUUGCAGAUGACAGAGGAAGAAACACGUACAUGGAAUCGAGGGAUAAACAGCGAUGCAGUGCUCAGAAUAGCUCUGAAAACGCCUGCAAGCGGAAUCCCAGGUGGCAAUAGAGGGGGCAGAGGUGGAAGUGUUGAUAGAGGAAGAGGUCGAGGACGUGGAGGCUAUCAUUACACUCGAGGCCUUAGUUACGAAGAACCUGGAGAGGCUGGAGACAUGAGAAGUGGGCGAGGAGGACCUGAUCGAGGUGAAAGUAGUGGAAGCUCUGCAGCGGUUAGUUUCCCUCGAUCAAUACGUUCGUUUGAUAGAACACAGAGUUCUACUGCAGAGAGAAGUUGGGGUGAGAGGAACGGGGUGGAUCCAGGGGACUGGAAUGGGUCUACCAGUCCCCGUAAAGAUUUCAGUGGAAGAGGGUUUAUGGCCGAAAACUGGCGACGUCAUCGAGGGGGUGGUGAAGAUGAUGAAGGGUGGAGGACAGCAAGCAGUAAUCGAACUGAGAAGUGGGGUCGCCCGAACAGCUGGCGAGAUGGAGAAAAGGAAGGAGCAGAUGAUCGUGGCGGGAGGAGUUGGGACAGGAAUCGGGGUUGGAAUGAAAAUGCUCCAACAACGCACACUGCUCAUCGCAGACCUUGGGAUGAGGAUCAUUUACCUGAAUGGGCGAUGGAGAACCCUAGUGAAAGCGGUGGAAGUUUUGAUGCUUCUGGCGCUUUCCAUGGUGGAGGAGGGUUUUCAGAUGAUGAGGAUGGUGGCCCAAUGGGUCGAGGUCAUCGGGAGCCACGGACCAGGUUAUUGUCAGAGGGCAACUCCAGCAAGAAGGGUCAGUCCCAGCCCAGCCGGCGGGUGGGGGGACUGAGCCAUGAUGCCGGCCCUCCUGGUCAAGAUGAUCACCCCAGGAGAGAGGAAGGCCCUGGGGUGGAGCAGAUCGACUCCGCUCAUCAACAUCAACAACAUCAGCAUCACUCCACUCAUCAGCAAAUAUCUAAUGAGAAUGUGUCUGGCCCUUCGUUCAAAAACUUGCCUUCAUCUGAAUCGAAAAAAAACAAAAUUGUUGAUGUUUCAAUGCUGCCUUCUUCGAAGAGUGAAUCGAGUGAUAAAGUGAACUCCGUACCUACACAACCUCCUGUAAAUGCAGAAAAUAUGAGUGAAACAACUUCGUCGGUUAAAACAACUGGUAAUGGGAAGCACAGUGCAACAAACAAUGCUGAUGCCCAACAAACUAGAAAGCCCUCUCCUGAUGUUACCUUGAUAGUGCCUGAUAAUACUGCCACUUGUGUUAGUGAUAAUGUUGAUCAUAGGUUUCCCAGCACCCAAGAGCCUGUUAACAACAUGCAGCUUCAUCAGCCAUCGAGUAAACCAGUGGGUCGACAGAAGUCAGAAGAUGACAUGGAACGUAUGCAAGAGGUGGCUGACGACUUGGUCGCCAAGUUAAUAUAUGACGAAGAAGGGCAAGACAAGACUACAUCACGCAUUCCCAGUAUGGGAACCUCUUCGGUGCGGCAGGCUUCUGACAAGUGGUUCUAUCGAGAUCCUCAAGGAGAAGUUCAAGGACCAUUCUCAGCAGCAGAAAUGGCAGAAUGGUUCAGAUCUGGCUACUUCACUCUCUCGUUACUGGUGAGGCGAGGCUGUGAUGAGUGUUACUCACAGUUAGGGGACCUCAUUAAAAAGUGGGGUCGUGUACCAUUCUUACCAGGUCCCACCAUGCCUCCACUAAAGAGUGCUAUUGAAGAUCAUAGAGAAUUAUUACCACUGCCAUCUGUUAAUGACAUCUUGAACUAUUACCAGAUUCGUGAGGGAAUAGUCAGCAGGCCUCAGGGAAGUGGUGUGGCUCACGGGACAUUGCAGACACCCAUGUCUUUGAAUUGGGGUACAUUGCCAACUACAGAUCCUGUAGCGACAACAACUCCUACACUUGUCCAACCCACUCCUUCACAAGGUAUCCCUGGUGGUUUACCUCAAGACAGUUUGCUGUUGCACCAGUACCAGUAUAUGCUGCAGCGUCAACUGCAACUCAGGCAAGCUGCAACAGUUCAGGCUGUUGUUGGAAAACUCUCUCAAUCUGAACAGUGGAAUACCUUGACACCAUUGGAGCAGCAGCAACUCAUUAUGCAACAAAUGGCACAACAGCCGAUGGAUGCUUCCUUGGGACCAUUUGCAACACAAAAAAAUCCUGUGUUUCAAUUGCUCUCACAGAUGCAACAGCAAGCGAAAGUGCCUGCACCUCCACCCUUGGUACCUGAAUCCAGCAAAAUCCCCUCUGGUCCAGUUCCUAAUCCCCCUCUGGACCCUCUGCAGCAGCUUAUACGAGACAUGGGAGGCUUACAGCAACCUGUGGCACCAUCGGCUCCUCUCGGAAUGGGGCCUGUGCCCAACGCUGCCACUCCUAUGAACAUGCCCAACAUGAUGCACACUGCGCCUCCACCCCCACCCACCGACAAAGUUGACGAUCCCAUACAAAGUCUUCUGCGACAACUGGGUGGAAAAGUUGUGAAGCCACAAGUCGAUUCUGUGUGGGGAGGCACAAUUGCACCUACGUUCAAUGCUCAGAGUUGGCUGCAGCAGAUGGCACCAGUGCCUGCGGCUCCCCCUGGCCAACUCCCCACUUCCCUUUGGGAUUUGCAUGGAAAAGACAUGAAGACUGAACAGCAAAUUCUUGAAGAACAGAUGAGGGCGGAAGAAGAAAGGAGAAGAGAAGAACAGCGAAAACAAGAGGAAGCUGAAAAACAACGCAAGCAAUUAGAAGAAGAACUGCAAAAGAGAGAAGCUGAAAAGAAAAGGUUAGAGGAACAAAUGGCUCGAAUGGAGGAAGAACACAAAAGACAAGAAGAAGAGAGGAAGAAACGACAAGCAGAGGAGGAACGGAAGAAGAAGGAAGCAGAGGAGGAACGCAAGCGUCAAGAAGAAAGGAAAAAGAAAGAAGCUGAAGAGGAGAGAAGGAGACAGGAGGAAGCUAAGCGUCGAGAGGAAGAACAGAGGAAGAAGGAAGAAGCUGCAAGGAAGCGAGAAGAAGAAAAGAAACGUAAGGAAGAAGAGAAGGAGAGGAAGAGGAAAUUAGAAGAAGAAAGAAAAAGAGAAGAGGAAGAACGGAAAAGGCAAGAAGAAGAGGCUGCUCGCAAAAAGGCAGAGGAGGAGGAACAGACAAGGCGACAGGAACAACAGCGACGACAAGCUGAGGCCCUGCGCCGCCUGCAGGAGAGGCAGCAGCAGCAACGGGCAAAAGCUGCGCCUUGGAGCCAGCAGGCUAGUGUCCAGCCUUCAGUUGGUGGUAGCCUGGUAGAAAUUCAACGCCAGGAGAAGGAGAAAAAGGAGGCAAGACAAAUUUUUAAGGAAGCCCGUGAGAGGGAGCAACAGCAGGCCUUGCUUCUGCUGCAGCAGCAACAGCAGCAGCAGCUCCAACAGCAGCAGACUGCAGCCGAAGCUGCCAGAGGUGGCAGUCUGCAGUUGAAAUGGGCUGAGAAGAAACCUGCCCCUGCCAGCAAAGUGAAGUCGCUGAGCGAAAUUCAGGCGGAAGAACAAGAGCAGUUGGCGAAGCAGAUGGAACGUGAACGAGUUGAACGGGCCCAGCAGCAAAAAGAAACACCUCUUCCUACCUCUGUCAACAUCUGGGGCACUGCGACUCAGAGCCUCACUUGGGCUUCUGCUGCUACUGCCAACACCAACUCUACUUCAGCGUGGGGAGGAGCUAGCACUGGGAAUAGCACCUAUUGGGAAGAAGUGUCUCCCCCAGCAGUCCAAAAGCCUACAGUCAAAAAUGUUCCCAAGGCUAAAGUUCCCACACCUGUUGCUCCAGUUGGCAAAGGCAGCAAUAAAACUCGCUCGAAGAAAGAUGAAGCUUUAGUAAUGAAACUAUUUGAACAGAAGUCACAACGUGGUGAUGAGUUCGAUCAGUGGUGUACAAAAGCUCUCGAUAAUCUGCAAGCCACUGUGGACAUUCCCACAUUUGUUGGGUUUCUUCGUGAUAUCGAGUCGCCAUAUGAUGUGAAGGACUAUGUCAAGCUCUACCUGGGUGAUGAGAAGGAGGCUCAAGAGUUUGCUCGACAGUUUCUGGAGAGACGGUCUAAGCUUCGCAGUGCCCAGCGUGCUGUGCCUCAGGAGGAUGACAUGUGUGUACCUGCUCCAGCGGUGAACCCUCUGAGCACAGACUUCCAAGAAGUUAAGGGCAAAGGAAAGAAGGCAAAGAAGAGUAAAAUGUUUAAAGUUGAUAAUCGCAUUCUGGGCUUCAAUGUGACCGCAGCCCAGGAUCGUAUUAAUGUUGGAGAUCGUGACUAUGGUGAGGGAAUGUGAGCACCAGAUGUAGGAAGCGGUUGGAAACUGGAAUUCUUUGUUAAGGUCAUAUCACCAGUCAUGGAGCCCCAGCAUACCAAACCUUUCAUGGCACCACCCAGUGGUCUUGGGGAAAUUGGUAUUUUUGGCAUUUGUUGUUGUGUAUACAAAAGACUGUCAUGUGGAGUUCCAGAUUAAUUGUUGACUGCAUAUUGGAUUAAUUUAUUUUCCUUGUCUAUGCCGAAAAAGAAACACUGGAAAUGUAUAAGGUUUUAGGCCAUUUAUACAUAACCUUUAAAUGGAAUUGAACAAUCAUUAACCAUUUAAUAAGAGUAUGGAAUAAAUCACAGUAUCAGACUCAAAAAGUGCUGUCGAAGUCAUUUUGAAUGACAGGCAGGCAUUGGGUAACGAGAGGGCCACUGAAGUGAUAUGCAGUAUUAAAGGCGUUGUUAUUGUCCUUGCCUCAAGGGGGCACUGACAAAUUUGCUACUGGCUUUGGGUGAUUGUGAAUUUUUUUAAAAGAUUAGGCUGUUGAAUUAAUUUUGUAUUAUGUGUAUAGCUUUUGUUGCAGACCAGAUCUGUUACACAUGCUGUUUGUAAUGAGUUUUACCUUGAUGUGAAGUUUGGAUUAAUGGUUGUCGUAAGUGGUUGGCUGCAUCUCCGUAAUGAACAGUAUUUUGACUGUCCAUACUUGAAAGACACCUCUUGUACAUUACUAUUUUCCAGUACUAUACAGUUUGAAUGUCAUAGUGACUUCUGAUAGAUCAUGAAAUGGAUGAUACUGGUGCUAUUUAAAACAAUGUACUUUAAAAAAUGAAUAUACUCAUCCAAAGUUGUACAUUCUUGUCAUAUACAAAUAAAAACCAUUGUGAAGACUUAA
This is a messenger RNA of Gryllus bimaculatus (two-spotted cricket), 6137 nucleotides long. Lineage: Eukaryota; Metazoa; Arthropoda; Insecta; Orthoptera; Gryllidae. The record is from the annotation of a GenBank genome assembly.